AUGUCGGAAGCUGAGAAGCCUACCCAGCCAGCUGCUGCGGCUGCUGAUGCCCCCGUCGCUGCUGAGGCGAUUCCAGAGAAGCCACAUGAACAUCAACCUGCGGAUGACAAACCCUCCCAGAACGAACCGGCUGAGAAGUCAGAAACUCCUUCUACCCAAACGCCAGCUGCUGUUGCUCCUUCUGUCACCCCUACCGCUGCGGCUCCUGCCCAGUCAUCAGAUGCAGAUGCCAUUGAGGCCCAAAAGAAAGAUGAGCCUGCUCCUGCACCCACACCCGCACCGGAAACUAAGACCCCCGAAGCUCCUGUUGACAACCGACCAGAGUACCUGUCAAAGAACCCGGCCCUGAGCCAAUUCUUUGAAAAGCUCGCGUCCAUUCUCAAGAAAACCGGCCACAACGAGAUGUGGGGUGUCACCCUCAAGGAUUCCGAUGACGUGCCCACUGUCAAUGUUUUGAUUAAGUUCCUCCGCGCAAACGAGGGUAAUGUCAAGCUGGCUGAAGAGCAGUUGACCAAGGCUUUGGAAUGGCGCAAGAAAAUGGAUCCCCUGGCACUGGCCGAGAAGGCUACGUACAGCGCAAGCAAGUUCCAGGGCCUGGGCUAUGUUGCCAAUUAUAAAGAUCCGAAAGGGGGAAAUGUCGUUUUUACUUGGAAUGUAUAUGGUGCUGUUAAAGAUGUUAAUAACACUUUUGGUGAUGUCGAUGAAUUCAUCAAAUGGAGAGUCGCAUUGAUGGAACUGGCCGUUCGAGACCUGAAGCUCAGCGAAGCCACAUCCGUAAUCGACUACAACGGCGAAGACAACUUUCAAAUGAUCCAAGUCCACGACUACCAACACGUCAGCUUCCUCCGCCUAAACCCCACCAUCAGAAACUCCACAAAGCAGACCAUCGAAGUCUUCAGCACCGCAUACCCAGAACUCCUCAAGGAGAAAUUCUUCGUCAACGUUCCCGCCGUCAUGGGGUGGAUCUUCACCGCUCUCAAGGUGUUCUUGAGCAAGAAUACCAUCAGAAAAUUCCACCCCAUCACCAAUGGCGCGAAUCUGGCUCGUGAAUUCACUUUCGCUGAUGAGCUUCCGAAGUCUUAUGGUGGUAAGGCUGCCGAGUUGCGGGAGAGUGCGAGAACUGUGACGCUGAAAGAGGAUACUCCCGCACCUACCCUAGCGGCUCCAGCUGCGGAAACCAACGGAGCUGCUGCAAAGGAUGCGACACAGAACGCGAAGGUGGAGACUGCUAAGCCUCCGGAAGAUGCAAAACCGGCUGAAACGGCUGCUGCGUCCGCACCUGCACCAGCGCCAGCGCCUGCCCCGGUUGAAGCUGCUGCUCCCGCUGUAGCUGAGAAACCUGCCGCACCUGCUCUCACAACAGCGGCGACUCCUACGGCUUAA
Molecule: messenger RNA, 1383 nt
Organism: Paracoccidioides lutzii Pb01
Product: phosphatidylinositol transporter
Exons: 2
Coding region: 1-1383 (460 amino acids)
Biological process (GO): Golgi to plasma membrane protein transport; regulation of exocytosis
Cellular component (GO): cytosol; plasma membrane; cortical endoplasmic reticulum
Molecular function (GO): phosphatidylinositol transfer activity
Source: RefSeq, a predicted model, not a curated record